AGAAAACUAAUUACUAUACGAGUACAUCAUCUUUUUCAAAAUGUUGCAAUUUAAAGAAAUCUCUCUUAUAGAUGAUAUUACCAAAUUUUUAAUUAUAGAUACAUAUUUAGGAUUUGAAACAAAAAAAAUUGAUGACAUAAAUGUUAAAAACCUUUUUAAGGAUGACAGUCAGGAUAUCAUUAAAACUAUAAAAGAGUUUCUUGAAAAAGUUGAUUAUGACAGUACAAUAUCUACAUUUUUUACUUUGAUAAAUAAAAAUUUACCAGAAGUUUCUUAUUUAUACUCGAACGAUUUCAAAGAUAGUUUACAUAAGUAUUUAGAAUUAAUUGAUCCUAAUAAUUUAGUAAAUACAGUUCAAGAAACAUUUCAAUACUCAAGUUUUGAACGACAAACUAAGAUUACAGCUAAAACAUUGAUUAAAAAAAAUAUGAAAAUCGAAUUAACGGGUUUGUAUACCCCAUUAACUUUAGAAGAAGAGAAAAAAUUAUCUAAAGAAGGAAAUGAUUUUUCUAUCAUGUAUAGUUGUAGGAAGAAAACCUAUGUAGUAUUACUCGGACCAAUCGCUUUAGUGAACCAUGACUGUAAUGCUAAUUGUAGUUAUACAUCAAAUGUUGAAGGAAUCAUGUAUCUCAGUUCGAAAAGAAAAAUACAAAAAGGCGAAGAAAUCACCUGUGUUUACAGUAAUGAUUAUUUCGAAAGUAAUAAUUUACUUUGUGAAUGUAAGACAUGCAAUGAUGCAAAACAUUUACAUAAAAGACAAUUAAAACCGAUUCAGUAUCAAAAUCUAUCAACAUCAAACAUUAUUGCCAGAAAACUAAUUGAGUUCAAAACAUUGACAGAAAAAUGUUACCGUCAGAAUUUCAUGGAAAAUGCCAACGAAAGACUAAUAAUAAUUUUGAAAAAGGGUUAGCUUAUGACAAUGAAUUUUAUAGAAUAUUUAUUGAAUUUUUAAAAAUUAAUAGAAUAAUCUCAGAAACGACUGAAGAACCCAAACUGCAAGUUGAUCAAAUUAAAAGCAUAGUACUUGGAAUUUACAAAAACUGGCAUAUUUCAAGCUAUAAAGCAGUGGAAAAAUUUGUAACAAAGUAUUUUGAAAUCAUCAAGGAAGAUAUCAAAGAUUAUGACGUAAAUAUGGUACUCCUAGCUCCAGAAUACAAAGCCAUUGACGUUUAUAUGUUAAAUCUUAUAAUAACAUGUGUAAUGUUAUGUCCUGAAGAGUUUGGAAAUUGUAUUUUUAAAGGGGAAAAAAUUACACACGUUUCUAAAGAAAUGAUUUUGACAAAAAUGUACAGAAAUUUCUCAAAAUCAGAUAUGAACAAAUUAAAUAAUACAUUGGAUAAAUAUAAUUUAUACCUACAGAAGAAAUCGAUCGAUUUUGUGAACAAUGUUCUGAAGCAGCGAGCGUUGAAGCAUAUACAAGAGAGACAGCCGUUCGUACGAUUGGAAACUCAAAAAAGUCAGGAGGAUUCUCAAAGCAGCUUUGAAAGUCAAUCAUUUCUUGAGACACGUUCAGCUGUAGUACAUGAGAAAGAUAUCAGGACCAAGUAUACGUACCUAGCGACAACGAUUCCAGUAAUCUUAGUAACAAGGUGA
Messenger RNA from Nasonia vitripennis (jewel wasp), 1593 nucleotides. RefSeq lists its product as uncharacterized. NCBI's taxonomy places the organism in Eukaryota, Metazoa, Arthropoda, Insecta, Hymenoptera, Pteromalidae. The transcript has 4 exons. Bases 844 to 1593 code for a protein of 249 amino acids. The record is from RefSeq and is a predicted model, not a curated record.